Messenger RNA from Pygocentrus nattereri (red-bellied piranha), 3300 nucleotides. RefSeq lists its product as uncharacterized. The transcript is spliced from 6 exons. The record is from RefSeq and is a predicted model, not a curated record. NCBI's taxonomy places the organism in Eukaryota, Metazoa, Chordata, Actinopteri, Characiformes, Serrasalmidae. The coding region runs from base 1704 to 2309 and encodes 201 amino acids.
UAGAAUUAUGGUGCUGUUUUACUAGAAUUUUAGUUGUUUUACACACAGUUGUUAGUUUAUUUCCAUUGUUGACGUGUUUGAGCUAAACAGUUUGAAGGGGAUUCAAAAAAGUUCACUGUUUAAUCAGUUUAGCUGACUUGAUUUUGUGUAUAAAGGAUUUAAAUCGGCCUACGUAAAGUCCAGAAAAAGAGAGGAAAAAAACAUGAAAUCUUGUUCCAGUCGAGGGCUUUAGAGUGAUUUUCUUGUCUCUUAACCUGUUAAAGUCAAAAUCCGAACAUCUGGCAUUUCUUUGGUCCAUAUGUACUGUGAGCUUACAUAAAUCUGAAGCGAUGUAACAUAAAAAACAAAGUUUUAGAUUUUUGAAAAAUGUAGAUUUGUAGAUCAUUGCUCAAAGCAAAGUUGGGAUGCUGAUCAUUUAGCUUUUUAGUCUUAUUCCUUCCAGUGAAGCUCGUGUUCAGCUCGCGGGCACACUGAAGCACAUGCCAAAUACCAAGAAAUUCUGAAAUUAUGCUGCAAAUUUAAACUGUUCACUAAAAAACUUUUGUGCUGAUUAUAGAAUUUGCAAUGAAAUUUUCCUAUUCAAUUAGAAAGUGGUCACUAGUGGUCUCAGACCUUUGGACCCCACUGUAUCAGAGCCAGAUUGAGACCCUUUGGUGCCUCUGGACAUUAGAGUUAUGGUUGCCCACUAUGAUGUACCUCUGCAAACAUAACAGUGUAUCUCUCACACAUAACACUUAUUCAUCCAUCCAUCCAUCCAUCCAUCCAUCCAUCCAUCCAUCCACUUAUUCAUGGAUAAUAAAUUAAGACCUUGCCUUUGUUUUGCUGACUUGUGCUAAUAUCCUAACUGGGUUACAUCAGCUCCUCAGCAAGACCUCGUCAAGAUCAGCCAGGUGUGUAGACGAGAGGCCACUGGUUCAUUUGACACAGGUCUGUAAUGUCACAGUGCAUAUGAAAUAAGAUGGCAAAACGACAGUUUGUUUGUGUUUUAGCCCCAUAGAUGAUGUUGUCUGCCACACGUCAGGGAUACAUAAUAAUGAUAGUUUUUCUAUAUUUACAGCUGGAGUGUUAUACAUAGAAUGACUAAUGCAGUAUUUGAAUAGAUUUAAAGUAAAGUUUUUAGAGCGAUCUACUGGUGCCCAUGGGGUCACCCAGGUCACGCAUAUGGCAGAUCCAGCCAUGCACUGUAUAAGUAAUCAAACUGGUGUUUUUCUUUUAAAGUUGUAUUUAUGAAGUAUUUUAGCAACUACAUUGAACUGUCAUAAGAAUAAAUAUAACUUAGUGAAAACUUCAUAUCACCUACACACCUUCCUUAUUUAUAUACAGCUUUAUCUUUUGCCCCUCGCCCAUUGCAUUUUGCACCCCAAACAAACAGUUUGACCACCCCUGCUUUGUGCUCCUACUCCAUUUAGAUACUGAGACAGGAGUGAGUUAAAAUAGUCUCUAUAGGUGAGACAAAGUAUAGUAUAAAUAAUGGAUGAAUAGAGUGCGUGCGGUUUUUCAAACCGCAUGAAGUGAUAAGUAGAGAAAUGUCCGCGCCAGCUUCAGAGUUACUGCUGCUGGCUUUGUAGAAGGAGAACUAUUUUGAGAAAAUGUUCAAGAUGCUGUCUCCUCCCAGGAAAUACAGCUCAUUGGUCAAAAUAAACCACAGUGCAGCAUGCGUUUGUUGCUCGGCCACUGAAAAGAAGAACUAAUAGAAGCUGAGCAUGGCAGACUCACAGUAUUUCCUCUGGCUGGUUCUAGUGGGGGUAAUUGUGACAACUUUGACAAUAGUGCUUAUAUUCAUCCUCAUCAACAUGUGUAUUAGUAAACAAGCUGUGAGGCGACGUGCCGAGAUAUCAAAAACAAAACAGACUGAUUCAAGUCACGAAGCGAACGGCCUGUUUACAGCUCAUACAGAUGAGGAGAAGCCUCCUCCGCUGCCUUCAAGGGAUCAGUUCCUUGUCGAGUCCAGGUCUAACAGCUAUGAGGAAGUGGACGCCUGUAUAGAACCUGUGAAAGCAGAAGUUCAAACUUCAGCUCCACCACAGCCACCUUUCAUCCAGCACUGCGAGACUCAGCUCAACUUAGAGGACGGCAAGAGUGUGUCCGAAAGCUACGACGACAUUGAGCAACUCGACCAAGACGUGGCCCAGAGUUACGAGGACGUCGCGUCUCUGCCGGAUUACCUGGAGCUUGAGGAAGGGCCCCCUGCCUUACAGCAGGAGCCAGAACUCCACAACGUCCAAAAUGACAGUCGAGAAAGUCUCGCUAGCUACGACGACAUCGAUGCACUCGACAACGCCAGCGAGGACUAUGACGAUGUGGGAUGAGGGAGACUUCCAGCACUUUUGCAAGAAAACUGCACAACUGAGAAUUAAAAUCCAUUUUAAGAUCCUGCACAGACCCUUGACUUGCCACUGGUCAUUCCCCGAGUCGUGUGUGAUGGAGCAGCACAAUGUGUAGUGUGAAUAUUAAUGAAGCCACAGGUAGACGUCUGAUUCCUCGGGCGUCACCAUCAAGAAGUGAACACCUCUCAGCUAGAAGACAUUUUUGAAGAAGAGCUGAAAAUCUGUUUGUUAUUUUUACAUAAUGUUAUUUCCAAAGAGGAUACAUGAAGAUCGAUUAGGAUCAUCUGGAUCAUGUAUAUGUGAGAUCCUGCAGAUACUGAAUUACUGCACAUAACGGGUUAUUUAUUAAUGAUUCCAGCCUCUUCAGCACCCUUCAUACUUUUAAAACCAGACUGGAAAUACCUUAAUGUCAAACACAUUGACAUUACACUCAGUUGAUAGGCAGUAAUAUAUUAAGUUGGCAAUUUUAAGCGUACAUUGUAUCUCGCUCUUGGCAGUAUUGGACAUUUACUGGACUAAAAUGAGUCAGUUCUGCUAGGUAACCAAAUAACCACAUAACAUGUGUUGAGACCAGAUUUAUCUGUCUUCUUUCUUCCUUCAAAUCAGCCUGCUUCUCAAUACUACAAUUAUAUUGCUAGUCAUAACUACAAUAUUAAUCUAUAUUCAACAACAAAUAUGCUUUGUAUUACCAACAUACAGCCAGAAAUAAAGUCUUACAGUUAUGCAGAGCAACUUUAUAAAACCCAUCUGAUCAGCCUCACAAACUAGCUCUUUUUGGGCUCACUUAAGUAAUCAUUAACUUUGCACUUAAAUGUCAUGCCUUAAACGAUUCAUUGGAACAACAGCUCCCCCAGUGGUGGCCAGGCUUUACUGCAUGAGGCUGUUUGUGCUAUAGUUUAUGGCAUGUUUACAUGCAUGAUAAAUUUAGUUUGUAAAAUACGUUUUUAAAGCAAUAACACAACUUUGUGACAUG